Sinocyclocheilus rhinocerous is the source of this 1185-nucleotide messenger RNA. Its product is annotated as paraneoplastic antigen Ma1 homolog. The record is from RefSeq and is a predicted model, not a curated record. Lineage: Eukaryota; Metazoa; Chordata; Actinopteri; Cypriniformes; Cyprinidae. The transcript has a single exon. The coding region runs from base 1 to 1185 and encodes 394 amino acids.
AUGGUGCUUUUUGAGUGUCGUGAGGUCAUCGACCCUGCCCGUAUUCCAGCUGAACUGCUGCGGCCAGAUGGAGAAGAGUCAUGCAAAGUUGUAGUGGCACCUGUCGAUGUUUCAGCCUCUGAGUUUUCCAAGAAAUUGUCGAAGUUCUUAAUGGAUGAGGGAAAGUCUAUGACUGAUAUACAGGCCUUAUUCUCUCCACAGAGUUCCAGUUCCCCUGAGUCCAUUAUACGUGCCGUGGGUGAACUUCUGGAGAAGACAACGAAACCAUCAGGUGAAACGAAUGCUUAUCGACGACUACGUAUCUUUUCUGGCACUGUUCCAAUACCGACUGAAGAGGAAAGUCUAGAAAACUGGAUAGAACAGGCCAGAUUAAUGACUGAGGAAUGUGAGUGUUCUGAGAAGGAAAAACGGCGAAGAAUAAUGGAAAGCGUGAAAGGGCCAGCCCUUGACAUUAUCAAAGCUGUUCGAUUUUCAAGUCCUGAGGCCAGUGCUUCUCAAUAUCUUGAAGCGUUAGAAAACAUAUUUGGAACCUCUAAGUCAGGGAAAGAUCUAUACUUUGCCUUUAGUCUCUUACGUCAAUUCCCCGGGGAAGCUUUGUCUGACUUCCUGCGUAGGAUGGAGAAAUCCUUAACGAAAGUGGUGCAGAGAGGAGGAUUGAGUCUCCAGAUGAUGGACAGAACAAGGGUUGAACAGCUGAUUAGAGGGGCGGUUGAGUCGGAUCUGAUGCUUCUGCAGUUUAGACUGAGGGAGCGAAGAGAACAGCCACCCAUUUUCUUAGCACUGCUAAAUGAAAUCAAAGAAGCCGAGGAGAAUGAAGCCGCUCGCCAUAAAAUCAAUGCAUCCAUGAAGCCCAUACAGCUGAAGCAGGAUGAUAAAUUAGACUCUGUAAUCCGAGAACUCCAAGCAGAAAUUCAGGAGCUAAGAUCCAGAUUUGGGGAAGAUCCAAACACCGUUUCUGUUUCUUCCAUGAGGAUUGAUCCGAAAGACAAGCAGGAGAAGAAAAGAGCUGAUACCCAUGGAGAGUCUGAAGUACAAGAAUUAAAGAGGCAAGUUCAACAACUGCGCCGGUAUCAUAACAGAAUCCAGGAGCCCUUAUGCCUCGCCAAUAGUUAUUGCUCGGAAGAAAAAUGGAACCAUCCGUAUGUGCAUAGACUACCGGACUUUGAAUUCCAGAACAAUUCCUGA